Molecule: messenger RNA, 3984 nt
Organism: Formica exsecta
Lineage: Eukaryota; Metazoa; Arthropoda; Insecta; Hymenoptera; Formicidae
Exons: 4
Coding region: 1-3984 (1327 amino acids)
Source: RefSeq, a predicted model, not a curated record
AUGAUUUUAUAUUAUGUCAUAUUGGUGGUUCUCAGCUGGCCGCAAAUAAGAUGCACAGAAAGCGUCAACUUGAAAAAUGAGGAGAUUUUCGAUCAACUCGCAACUGCGUCGGAGAAUAUAGUAGAGGCUGCAAAACAUUCAAGCGCGGAUUCGAAAAAUCCUCAAGAGCAAAUCUCGCGCAUAUCAUCAGAAAGCGCAACGAUACAUUAUGAAAAUUCCAACGGUUUUGUGCCUAUGGUAUCGUCUGUUUCUCCGUCGUACAACGAUCCUGAUUCGUACGAUUCAUCGUUAGAGACCAAUGAUUCGGAGCAGCAGGAGAAUCAGUCUGAAGAGAGCGGAGAUGCCAGGAAUGCUGUAAGUGCUCAAGACAAUUCGGACGUGAGGGCGAAAAAAUUUGAGGAAGAUCUAGCGUAUUCCUCGGAAGCGAGGAUCUUCUUGAAUUAUCCUGGAUCGUUGACGAAUCGUAGGUCUUUCGAUUUCCAGGAAGGGCGGUCGAAUGAAUUCGAGUUGCUGAAGGUCAACAACAAUACUCCCGCGGUAGCUAAUUACCAGGAAUUUUACAAGAACGUACACAGCACGGUGAACACCGAGACUGACAGCGAACCUGACACGUCUUCUUUGGAGCAUCCGAAUGAAGGAAGAGGGAAGAAAAUCGAGAACUAUGCCCACAAUUACGGUCAGCAGUCGCAGCAAGCUAAUGACGAAAAUCCCUAUGCGCAAUACUCGUACAACGGCGCGCAAGAUAUAAAGAAAAUUACUUAUAAACAGGAGAAAGUUGCUGAUAAUUAUCGUCAGCAGAAUACCGCGAACUACGACAGUCACGGACAGAAUGCAGCGGUCUCGUCCUCAUCAAGGACGAAUUAUCAGGUCAAUGAACUCACUCAUAGCGGAACUUACGACAAUGUAGCGGAAUCGUCGAGAACACACUAUCGAUUCAAGCCGGUCGUGGUAGCUGAGUCGAGCAAUUAUAAAACAGACAUGAACAGCGGCUCGGACACAGCCUUGAGGAACUUGGAAUCUUCCAACUCGGGAACAUUAAGUCACUAUCAAGUUUAUAACGAUAAUAACAGACAGCGCAGUUAUCAUCGCACGGAGGACUCCAAGAAUUUCUCGGACGAAAGGACAGAUUCCGAAUACAUCGAGCAACCGAGAGUGAGGAUGCAAAAGACUCAAAGACGUCCGUCGUAUCCUGAUUCUUCUAGGAAACUUCCGAAAGAACAUCGCAGCACGAUAAACGACAGUACAGAAGAAGAUAAGAACAAAUACAGCUCUUCGAAAGUAAGAUCACAGCGGUACAAGGUGAAGGCGAAUCCAUGGCUCAACGAUCCUAAUACAAAUCAUAAUGACGAGAGCGUCGAGGACGAUAGAUACGGUUUCAAAGGCGGUAAUACAGAAACAAAAGGCUCCAAAGUACACAACGGAUCCAGACCAAAAAUUAUCAAUUCAUGGAAUCAGAUCUCUCCAAAUUUCGAAAUCUCUCAGUCUAAGAGAGUUGAACUGGAUCAAAUGGAGAAGCCAAAGUUCUUGGUUAAUCUCGUACCCGUUGCAAACUUUGACCACGCGACCGCGUUAGGCAGCAGCCAAGGUUUUGACAUGUCUAACGCAGUUCUGCAAAACGUUGCCACCGUCGCGCCAAUUGGAACGUUUGGCACGACUGCUCCUUUCCUGAGCACUCCUCAGCCUGACCUCGCUCAGAAUUUGGCUCAAUUAUCAAAGAACUUGGUAAACUUGCAGAAUCUGGCAGUCUCCACGCCGCUGCCUGACAUUAUCGUCGGUCAGAACACUUAUCAAAAUCCCGUACACACGGUACUGCUUUCUCAUUCAAACGGACAGAACAAAGAUACUCUGAAGACCUAUUUGCCAAGUACUAUGACACCGGUAUUUGCUUUAACGUCCAGUUUGAGUCCAGCAUUGCAAAAUAUCAGAGUUCAGAACGUACAGAGUAACAAUGUAACGCCGCGAACGGCAUCCACUGUCGUUCCGCAACCGACCCUUCAAACAUUCCCGAGCUUUAUGCAAACGCCGUUUCAGACUACUCAGAUCCAUGUAAAUCCUCACGGAACGCAGGGUCAAAAUUUGAUACAUCAUGGUAAUUUACAGAUACAAAGUUCGCCGACGGCGCCUACGCUACUGUCUGGUCCUGGUCAGACAAUGCCGGAAAGCAGAAUCAAUAUGGAAUCGCAGAAUAAAAAGAACACAUACUCAUCUUCCGGUACAAACUUUCUGGCCUCUGCAAGUUUAGCCGUUGGCCAGAAUGAACAGAAGCAGCCGACUAACAUCAACUCAUACUACUUCCAGAAUCAUAAUACACAGCAGAUAAAACCUCACGAAAUAAUGCCGACUAUACUGCAACCCAGUGCGACUUUAAACGGAAUAACUCAGUAUGUCAAGCUACAAAAUAAUGGUGCGGAUGCUAUGCAGCAGUUACAACUGAAUAAACAGUUGAUAAAAAAUCAUAGAUUAGGCGGUAUCAUGUUGCAGACUGCCGACAGCGCGGCUAGUCAUUCAAACAACAUUGUGAACGCGCUCGAGACAUCGUCAGGAAACGCGCAUCUUCCGAACGUGGGCACUAAAAACGUGGAAAUCGUAAAUCCCAAUAUUAAACCAAGUCCAAUCGAUACGACAUAUCAGACAAUGCACUAUCCGGCUGCUGUUCUGACGACGCCUAUUCCAAUUUUCAGUACGAUCGACCCGGUUAAUCCGCAGACCGUUGAUCUUCAGAAUUACGUGAAUUCUUUGACAGAAAACGGGAAUAAAGCUAAGCAACUAGGCGCGGUGGAUAUCAAAACGUUGCAGAAUCAAGAACGACCGAUGUUCAAUCCCAUUAAUUUUGUUCCGAAUGUUGACAUCAUUAAAGAUCAAAAUGCUCUUAACAAUAAAUUGCCGGCCCACGAGCCUAUUCAACAAGGUUUGAACUUGGUACCUGUCAUGCCUGGGGGAAAUUUCUUCAAACCGUCAUAUGCGGCGCAAAGCGAAUUGGUUGUAAAACCGAAGCUGGCUUCGGAUUUGCAGAAUUACGCCGAGGAAAUGUUUAAAGAAUCUUUGAAGACGAUGUACAACUCACAGAAAUGGAAUAAUGACAGAAAGCCCCAGGAGAACGGACAGAAUCUCGAAGCGAACGAUUUGGCAAAGCUGAGACUCGAAAUGCAGAAACUGAGAGCUUCUUUGACGGAGUCCAAGUAUAAAGACAGUCUCGAGGCGCAUCAGAGUAUGCAAAACGUGCACACGACUGAUGCGCCACAAUCUUCGAGCGGUAAAAAGAAACCAGAUCCGCUGCUAGCAACCUUGGAACAUUUGCUGAAAACUCGACCCCGUGGGCCGAUACAUAUUUACCAUGGCCUUGCUCAACCAGAUCACAAACGUAAACCGGAAGAUUCGAGCUUCAAUUAUGACGAGUUCAAAGGUGGUAGCCAUGUAAGAGAAUUUCUCACACCACCAAAAUCAAAACCUUUGCAUUCGAAAAAUCCUUUUGACGACAAGCCGAAGAAACGACCAGGAUCCUUGAGGUUCAAAAAUAAUCCGAGAAAACCGGCAAGACCGAGCAAUUUGCCGCUUAAAUCCGGCAGACUAGAAACAUCCUCUAGUGAUAUACAUUUGUAUAUGGAUCCGGAUAACUUUAACUAUGAUUCUAGACAUCAGCCGUCCUUUGAUAGAUAUUCAGCAUUCACCACGGCAAAACCAAAUAUUGGUAAAAUUUUGAGAGAGAUUAAAUCGUCAAAUAACAAUAACUAUGACAUUAAUCAUCCCAGAAUGCAUAAUCUUCUCGGUUUGUUAAUGAAGAAUAAACAAUUACCGACCAGAAACACACAGAACUAUUAUAACAAUAAGGAUCAGGUGAAGGAAUAUUUCGAGAGCGAUAAGCAUCGGCUGGAACAGCAGUUUUAUAACAACAUCCUAAGGGAUUACAUGAACAGGUCCGACGUUGCGUCGCAAUCGGAUUCGGUUAUCAAUAAGAAAGUCUAUUCGGGGAACGGUACCGCAUAA